CUCUGAUAGUUUUUUAUAUAGGUAGAAAGCAUCAUAGUAUCCGGCGUUACAUAAUUAAGACCGGUAGAUGCAUAGAAGCGUCGACGGCGUCGUGAAAAAUGACUCCUUACUACGAGAUGCUAGCGUCAUCAACACGAUCGCAACUUUUCGGUCGGUAUGCCGCCUCUGCUAGUAUAAAUAAGAAUUGCAAGAUGGAAAUGGAAAUGGAAAUAGUCCCAGGCGGAACGCAAAGACGGAUCACAAAUAAACCCAUAUAACCCAAAUCUACCCAGUUAACUCGAACUUGCUAGAGGUAAAACUUAUAGCAAAAAUGAUCGCCUACAGCAGAGAAACCGAGGGUCUCACUCUCGUGCACGAGUUUGCCGACCAGGUAAAAGGGAGAACAUGUAAAGCCACUCUCGCACAUCCCCAAAUACUCCAGCGAACAAACUAACAGCACCCAGUCCUCCUCACCGGUCCCAGCCCGCGCGGCGUCGGAGCCGAGACCCUAAUCUCGCUAGCCGCAGCGUCACCCGCUCUACUCAUCCUCAUAGGACGCUCGCAAGAGAAGGCGCAAGCCACCAUCGACGCCAUCAAAGCAACCAACAGCGCCGUGGUGACCAAAUUCAUCGAAACCGACUUGACCUCUCUCGCGAGCGUGCGCAAGGCAGCCCAGACCAUCCUCACGGACGCCGAAAUCACCAAGAUCGACGUCGUCAUCAACAACGCCGCCGUAAUGGCCACGCCCUUCGAGCUGACGCAGGACGGCUUCGAGCUGCAGUUCGCGGCGAGCCAUUUGGGCCACUUCAUACUAACCAACACGAUCCUCCCGAAAGUCCUCGCCGCAGGCUCCGGCGCGCGCAUUGUCGGGCUGACGAGUUCCGGACAUCGAUACUCCGGGGUGCGGUUCUCAGACCCGAAUUUCCAGGAGCCGGGCUCAUACACUCGGUACGAUGCCUACGGACAGGCGAAAAGCGCUGUGAUCCUGUAUGCGGUGGCGCUGAACAAACGGCUAGCGAGGCGUGGGGUGCACGCUUACGCCGUGCACCCGGGUAGCAUACAGACGAAUCUGCAGAGCCAUGUGAUGCAAGUCCCGCCGGAGGAGCUGGCGGUGAUGAUGGAGGAUGCGGCGGUGCGGGUGAUGGGGAUGUCGCUGGAGGAAUACAGGCGGACGAACCCGUGGUUGACGCUGCAGCAGGGAUGCGCGACUACGCUGCGCGCGGCCCUAGACCUAGGGUUGGUGAAGCGGGAGGGCGUGUAUUUGCAGAAUUGCGAUUUGACUACUGAUGCGAAGUGGGUGAGGGAGUGGGCGACGGAUCCGGAGCUCGCGGAGAAGCUGUGGACGUUGAGUGAGGAGUUGGUUGGGGAGAAGUUUGAUGUUUAAGGGCUUUGGGAUUGGACAUCCUGGGUAUGAUAAUUGUUUGCAUAGUUAAAAUAGAGAUAUAUGUAUUUAGUUAGAAAUCAUGAUAUUAUCUACUAGGUAUAUAAAAAACGACCACUCUUUCCGUCACUAAUAAG
Messenger RNA from Annulohypoxylon maeteangense, 1497 nucleotides. RefSeq names its product NAD(P)-binding protein. The record is from RefSeq and is a predicted model, not a curated record. NCBI's taxonomy places the organism in Eukaryota, Fungi, Ascomycota, Sordariomycetes, Xylariales, Hypoxylaceae. The coding region runs from base 716 to 1363 and encodes 215 amino acids. The transcript has a single exon.